Spizellomyces punctatus DAOM BR117 is the source of this 4563-nucleotide messenger RNA. RefSeq lists its product as uncharacterized. Gene Ontology annotation, cellular component: membrane. NCBI's taxonomy places the organism in Eukaryota, Fungi, Chytridiomycota, Chytridiomycetes, Spizellomycetales, Spizellomycetaceae. The record is from RefSeq and is a predicted model, not a curated record. Gene Ontology annotation, biological process: transmembrane transport; aggregation involved in sorocarp development; sorocarp morphogenesis. The transcript has 7 exons. Gene Ontology annotation, molecular function: ABC-type transporter activity; ATP hydrolysis activity; ATP binding. The coding region runs from base 220 to 4563 and encodes 1447 amino acids.
UCUCCUUCUUGCUCCCCUCCGGUUUUUUGUUUCAACUGUAUUUUCAUAUUGGACUUUUAUUUUUUAUUGUGCUCGGUCUACGUCGUUGGCUAGCAUUUUGUAGUUGGUAGACUCGUAGGAACACUGCUAGUGUCCUCUACCUGUCCCUCGUUCAGAGUGGAAAAACACUACUCCUCAUAUACACACAUUACACUUAUACGACCUCAAACACUGUAUUAAAUGGAGAGCGUUAGCGGUCCUCCUCGCUAUAACGCUGCAGACGCAGUCUCUACUGGAGGUGUUCCCACUCUCCGUGACGCUUUCGGUGAUGUCAAUGACGGCGCACGACCAAUCGAAGAUGAUGACCAGCAAGGUCAACAGGUCAAUGUCGACGAGGGAGUGUCAGAAUUCCACCGUGCAGAGCUGGAAUUGCGACGAACCCUUACCCGUGAUCCCUCUAUGAAAAGCAGCAAGACGAACAAGACGAACAAAGUUGGGGCCGAUGACAUGAAAAUCGGUCUUACCGACUUGGAAGGCGGUGCUGACGUAAUCGUGGAAGAAGGGCAGCAAUUUGACCUGAAAGACUUUUUAGAGUCUAGUGUUCGUGCAGCGUCAGAGCAGGGUAUUGGGAGAAAGCGAAUGGGUGUCGUCUUCAAGGGCUUGACCGUCGUUGGUGAAGGUGCUGAUGCCAGCAGCAUUUCCAAUGUGGGAGACGUCAUCGUUGAUGGCUUGAAAGCCUUGAAUCCACUCUCUUGGUUCCGCAAAGAACAGAAGGGAACAGACUUUGAUAUCCUACACGAACUCAACGGUGUGGUCAAGGAUGGAGAAAUGCUUUUGGUUCUUGGACGUCCGGGUUCCGGCUGUUCUUCGUUCCUGCGCGUUAUGGCGAAUGAUACCAAAACCUACAAGGAUAUCCAAGGUGUCAUCACUUACGGUGGUGUUCCUGCAUCCGAAUUCGGGAGAUUUGCAGGAGAGGCCAUUUACACUGCUGAGGAAGACACCCACUUUCCUACUCUCACUGUCAAAGAAACCCUCCACUUUGCCCUAAAGACCAAAACACCUGGCAAGCGACUUCCCGAUUUGACCCGCCGCGAGUUCAGACAAAAGGUUGUAUACAUGCUCACCAACAUGUUUGGUCUCACAAAGCAAAUCAACACGUUGGUGGGUAACGAAUGGGUUCGUGGAUUGUCUGGUGGUGAGCGAAAGCGUAUGACCAUUACAGAAGCCAUGACUGCUCGUGCAGCCGUCAACUGCUGGGAUUGCAGUACUCGUGGCUUGGACGCUGCUUCGGCUCUGGAUUAUACCCGUGGUCUCCGGAUCAUGAGUGACACUCUUAACAAGACAACCAUCGCCUCAUUCUACCAAGCGUCCGAGGACAUGUACCAACUCUUUGACAAGGUCAUGGUCCUUGACAAAGGACGCAUGAUCUUCUUUGGUCCCGUCAACCGGGCCAAAAAGUACUUCCAGGAAAUGGGAUACGCUUGUGAGCCUCGGAAGAGUACGCCUGAUUUCUUGACCGGUAUCACCAACCCCAACGAGCGCUUGUACCAGCCUGGUGUUGACCGGGCCAAAGUACCCAGUAAUCCCGUUGACAUGGAAGCCUACUUUAAAAAUUCAGACGACUACAGGCGCUUGAAAAUGGAUAUUUCCGAAUAUGAAUCCUUUGUUGAGAAGGAACAACCGUACCGUGAAUUCCACGAUACGGUUCUCCAAGCCAAGACAAAGGGUACUCGUGCCUCUACCAUUUAUACCAACAACUUUUAUGAGCAAGUCAAGGCCCUUGUUGCUCGUGAGCUACAACUCAUGACGGGUGACAAGGCCUCGUUGAUCGGCAAGCUUAUCCUCACGAUUAUCAAAGCCUUUAUUUACGCGACAAUCUAUGUCAACCUACCGCUCAAUGCCAACGGUGCUUUCGUUCGUGGUGCAGCCUUGUUUUCUUCCCUCAUGUUUAACGCCCUGAUGUCUCUCUCUGAACUUCCCAAUGCCAUGCGUGGUCGUCGGAUUCUCGCCAAGCACAAAUCUUACGCAAUGUACUACCCCUCCGCCUAUCACAUCGCCGCCGUCGUAGCAGAUAUACCAAAUACCCUGUUGCAAGUGUUUGCGUUUUCGAUCUGUGCCUACUUUAUAGAAGGACUCAGAACGGACGCUGGCGCUUUCUUUGUGUUUGUGUUUACAAUCUUUGUCACUGGUCUCUGCAUGACAGAGGUGUUUAGGCUUUGUGGAAGUGUCUGCAAAUCGUAUUUCAGCGCAUCACAACUUGCAAACAUCAUUUUGAUUGCGGCCCUGUCGUAUAACGGAUUUUUGAUUACUACGGAUAAGAUGCACGGAUGGUUCAUUUGGUUGUACUAUAUCAACCCAUUGGGCUACGGUUUCAAGGCUCUCCUCCUUAACGAAAUGAAAGGUCUAAUCUUCCCGUGCACUGGAACCGAAGCUGUACCCUUUGGACCCUCAUAUACCAAUGACCUCUACCGAACGUGCACGCUCAAAGGACAAUCUGGUAACGAGCUAUUCGUCCGAGGUGAAGACUACGUCCGCGAAACUUUUGGCUACAAAGAAAGUCAAAUGAACAUUAGCAUUAUCGCCAUCGUGCUCUUCUGGUUCCUGUUCAUUCUCCUCAACUGUAUUGCCAUGGAAUACAUUGAUUUGAUCGAAGGAGGAUACACGCGUCAAGUCUACAAAAAGGGAAAAGCUCCCAAACAAAACGACACGAGCGAACUCAAAGUCUCUGAGGUUGCAACAGAGGAGAGCGAUACCGGAUUUGCGAGCGAUACUACAUUUACAUGGCAAGAUGUCAAUUACACUGUUCCCGUAAAGGGCGGCGAAAGACAGCUCUUGGACGCCGUCGAAGGCUGGAUCAAGCCUGGACAGAUGACCGCCCUCAUGGGAUCCUCUGGUGCUGGAAAGACAACACUUCUUGAUGUAUUGGCGAAGCGUAAGACUAUCGGUCGCAUUGACGGAAAGGUUUUCCUCGACGGUAAAGAACUCGGCAUUGACUUUGAGCGUAUCACUGGAUAUGUUGAACAAAUGGAUAUCCAUAACCCCAACCAAACCGUGCGUGAAGCUCUCCGGUUCUCUGCCAUGAUGCGUCAAGACCCCUCGGUACCCAUCGAAGAAAAAUACGCCUACGUCGAGAAAGUUUUGGACAUGAUGGAAAUGACUCAACUUGGUGAUGCCCUCAUUGGUAGUUUGGACACUGGUCGUGGUAUUUCUGUGGAGGAACGCAAGCGUCUGACUAUUGGAAUGGAACUUGUUGGUAAACCCCGACUCAUGUUCUUGGAUGAACCCACCUCUGGUCUCGACGCCCAGUCUUCCUACAAUAUCAUCAAGUUUAUUCGGAAACUCGCGGAUCACGGCAUGCCCCUCGUUUGUACCAUCCAUCAACCUUCCUCGAUCUUGUUUGAACACUUUGACCGAUUGCUCUUGUUGGCUCGCGGUGGUAAAACUGUAUACUUUGGCGAUAUUGGAAAGGAUUCAAAGGUUAUGUUGGAUUACUUUGAGCGCAACGGUGCACGCAAGGCCUCAACCGAGGAGAAUCCUGCAGAGUACAUUCUGCAGGUGAUCGGUGCCGGUGUCUCUGGUGGCAAAUCUGCAAUUGACUGGGCGGACGUCUGGAAGAACAGUCCGGAAAAGAAGUCUGUCACUGAGGAACUCAACACCAUUUCCAAAGGCGCUGGAUCACAACCCAAGGACCCCAAUGCCCGUGAAUUCUCGACAUCGAUGGGUUACCAACUCGCUCAGGUCUACAAAAGAAUGAACCUUGUAUUCUGGCGUGAUACCACGUACAACUUUGGUCGAUUCCUCAACGCCCUUUUCGUUGGUCUUUUCAACGGUUUUACGUUUUACCAACUCGGCAAUUCCACUUCCGACCUUGCAUCCCGUAUCUUUUUCAUUUUCCAGUUGCUCGUUUUGGGAAAUUCAGUUAUCAUUCUCGCCCAACCUCAGUUCAUGCAGCAAAGAGCCUAUUUCCGACGCGAAUACGCUAGCAAGUUUUAUGGAUUUGUACCGUUUGCGAUUUCGAUUGUGCUCACUGAGCUCCCAUACCUGGUCAUCACGUCUGCUUUCUGUUUCAUCGUCUCGUACUGGACUGCUGGACUCGGAACCUCGGCGGAACGAGGAUUCUAUUUCUUCUUGCUGCUCACGUUCUACUUGUUCUACGCUGUGUCGCUGGGACAGGCCGUUGCGUAUGUAUCUGUGUGUCCGCUCGCCGAGUUCUGGAAGGCAUGGAUGUAUCCACUGGAUCCAUACCAUUAUCUCCUGGAAGGCUUUGUGGUCAACGUUCUUCAUGACGUGCCUGUACAAUGCACGGACGAAGAUUUCAUUCGCUUCUCUGCACCGCCAAACACAACUUGUUACGACUAUACAAAAGAGUUCUUUUCCAUCGGUGCACCCGGCUACAUUGCGAAUCCCAACAGUACCACUACUUGCGACUAUUGUCAAUUUGCAGACGGCAAUCAGUACAUUGAUGUGUAUGAUUGGGAUUUUGGAAACCGGUGGAGGAAUUUGGGCAUUUUCAUCUGCUAUUGGAUAUUUAACAUUGUCGUGACGGUCUUCUUCACCUAUCUUUUCAGGAAGCCCAAGCGAUAA